AACCGUGCUAACACACAGUCUCUGCGCCUGAGAAAGGGCACCCGAAGGGGCCGGUCCUCGGUAGCUCUGUUCAGUAGCUUAUGCCUCGGAAUGAUUGAUCUGUUGCUGUUGCUGUUGUGAGUGGUGGCGGCGGCAGAAAGGGUGACAGCAGCUGGCACAGCUGGGAGGCGGCAGGCGCCAUUGCCAGGACGACUGUCGGGGGUGCCACGGGCUGGCGGGCGGGGGAAGGAAGCCCUUUUACGCGACCGACGGAGAACUCGGUUGGAAGAAGAGGCGGAGGCUCAGCUAGCGCAGGUGCUGCCGCCUGCCCCACGCUGGGCCCCGGGCCAUGCGGCCGGAGUGAGAAGGUGUCCGUGGCCCCGGCGCCCCCAGCAACCUAGUAGCCUGGGCAGGUUGGACUGGAGUCUCUCCAGCGUCGGCGGCAUGGCUUCUAGCAGGGGCUCGGGCCGGAGCGGGCUCAGCCCCUUCGCCACUGCGGGCAGCCAGGCUGCGCCGGGAUUACGACUAGCCCCGAUGCUGCCCUUGCUGCUCCUGCUGUUGCCAGCUUCAGGAGGGUCGCGGGCCUUCCCUCGGGGGGGUGCGGGGCCGCCGGUCAACAGUCCACCUCUGUCCAUCAUGGGUUUGAUGCCACUCACGGACAAUGUGGCAAAGGGCAGCAUCGGUCGAGGGGUGCUGCCUGCCGUGGAGCUGGCGAUCCAGCAGAUCCGCAAUGAAUCCCUCUUGUACCCCUACUUCUUGGACCUUCGACUCUACGACACCGAGUGUGAUAAUGCAAAAGGGCUAAAAGCAUUCUAUGAUGCAAUAAAAUAUGGGCCUAAUCACCUCAUGGUCUUUGGAGGAGUCUGCCCCUCAGUCACAUCUAUCAUUGCUGAAUCUCUUAAAGGAUGGAAUCUGGUACAGCUUUCAUUCGCAGCCACCACACCAGUCCUAGCUGAUAAGAAAAAAUAUCCUUAUUUCUUCCGAACUGUACCAUCAGAUAAUGCUGUCAAUCCUGCAAUUUUGAAAUUGCUAAAAUAUUACCAGUGGAAACGGGUGGGAACCCUAACCCAGGACAUCCAAAGAUUUUCUGAGGUAAGAAAUGAUCUCACUGGUGUCCUGUAUGGUGAAGGUAUUGAAAUUUCAGACACAGCAAGCUUCUCGAAUGAUCCCUGCAAUAGUGUGAAAAAACUUAAGAGUAAUGACGUUCGGAUAAUUCUUGGCCAGUUUGAUCAGAAUAUGGCAGCAAAAGUAUUCUGUUGCGCAUAUCAUGAAAACAUGUUCGGCAGCAAAUAUCAGUGGAUCAUUCCUGGCUGGUAUGAGCCCUCCUGGUGGGAACUGGCACACUCUGAAGGCCAUCCAUCCCCCUGCCUCAGCAAAAAUCUCCUGGCAGCCAUGGAGGGUUAUAUUGGAGUGGAUUUUGAACCCCUCAGUUCAAAAGAGAUCAAGACCAUUUCAGGAAGGACUCCCCAACAGUAUGAAAAAGAAUAUAAUGAUAAACGAUCAGACGUGGGACCCAGUAAAUUCCAUGGCUAUGCCUAUGAUGGAAUAUGGGUGAUUGCAAAAACCCUGCAGAGGGCCAUGGAACAUCUCCGCACCAGCAACAGGCACCAAAGGAUUCAAGAUUUCAACUAUACAGACCAUAAACUUGGCAAAAUUUUCCUGGAUGCAAUGAAUGAAACCAACUUCUUUGGUGUAACGGGUCAAGUUGUGUUCAGAAAUGGAGAAAGAAUGGGAACCAUCAAAUUUACUCAGUUUCAAGAUAGUAGUGAAGUGAAGGUGGGUGAAUACAAUGCUGUGGCUGACACAUUGGAAAUCAUCAAUGAUACCAUCAGAUUUCAAGGUUCAGAACCUCCAAAAGACAAAACAAUCAUCCAAGAACAGCUGCGGGAAAUCUCUCUUCCUCUUUACAGCAUUCUCUCCGCCCUCACAAUCUUAGGGAUGAUCAUGGCCAGCGCCUUCCUCUUCUUUAACAUCAAAAACAGGAACCAAAAGCUAAUAAAGAUGUCCAGCCCUUACAUGAACAACCUUAUUAUCCUUGGGGGAAUGCUAUCCUAUGCAUCUAUUUUUCUUUUUGGCCUUGAUGGAUCCUUUGUCUCUGAAAAAACAUUUGAAACACUUUGCACCGUCCGAACCUGGAUUCUCACGGUGGGCUACACAACCGCUUUUGGAGCAAUGUUUGCAAAAACGUGGAGGGUCCAUGCUAUCUUCAAAAAUGUGAAAAUGAAAAAAAAGAUCAUUAAAGACCAGAAGCUAUUGGUGAUUGUUGGAGGCAUGCUACUGAUUGAUCUCUGCAUCUUGAUUUGCUGGCAGGCUGUGGAUCCUUUAAGAAGGACAGUGGAAAAGUACAACAUGGAGCCGGAUCCUGCUGGCAGAGAUAUUUCCAUCCGUCCAAUUCUGGAACACUGUGAGAACAGUCACAUGACUAUUUGGCUCGGCAUUGUCUAUGCCUACAAAGGUCUCCUCAUGCUGUUUGGUUGUUUCCUAGCUUGGGAAACUCGCAAUGUGAGCAUUCCAGCUUUAAACGACAGCAAAUACAUUGGAAUGAGUGUCUACAACGUGGGGAUCAUGUGUAUCAUUGGAGCAGCGGUCUCAUUCCUCACCAGAGACCAACCCAAUGUACAAUUCUGUAUUGUAGCAUUGGUCAUAAUAUUCUGCAGCACCAUCACACUUUGCCUCGUGUUUGUGCCAAAGCUUAUCACAUUGAGGACCAACCCAGAUGCAGCAACACAGAAUAGACGGUUCCAGUUCACUCAAAAUCAAAAGAAAGAAGAUUCCAAAACAUCCACAUCAGUCACCAGUGUGAACCAGGCCAGCACAUCUCGACUAGAAGGGCUACAAUCUGAAAAUCAUCGCCUGAGAAUGAAAAUCACAGAGCUGGACAAAGAUUUAGAAGAAGUCACUAUGCAGCUACAAGACACACCAGAGAAGACAACAUACAUUAAGCAAAACCACUAUCAAGAGCUCAAUGACAUCCUUAAUAUAAGGAACUUCACGGAAAGCACUGAUGGUGAAAAAGCUAUUUUAAAAAAUCACCUCGAUCAAAAUACCCAGUUACAGUGGAACACAACAGAGCCCUCACGAUCAAGCCAAGAUCCUAGAGAAGACAUCAACUCCCCAGAACACAUACAGCGCCGACUGUCCUUACAACUCCCUAUUCUCCACCAUGCCUAUUUACCAUCAAUAGGAGGCGUGGAUGCCAGCUGUGCCAGCCCAUGUGUAAGCCCCACAGCCAGUCCUCGGCACAGACAUGUGCAGCCACCGUUCCGAGUCAUGGUCUCGGGCCUGUAAGUGUGGAAAAUCAGUGCUUCCUAAACUGUGGGUUAAUGACUCAAGGACCAGAUGACACAUGAAACACAGAAGUCUGCUCAGAGGAGACUGUCAGCUCUUACCCCGAAGAAGCUGGAUGCUGAGGCUGCCCUCAUGCGUAACUCAGGUGGAGGGGAGAUGAAGCUGCUUUGAGUCUGCCCUGUAGCCUUAGGCAUGGAAUUUUUAUUUCUUCACAGCGAAGAUCAAUGGAAAUUAUCUCUUCCCAAAUAUCCACCAACAAGGAGCUGGGAAAUUUGAAUCUUGCAAAAACAAACAAACAAAAAAUGAAAUAUAUCUGCUAGAAUAGGGACAAUAGAAAAACUCCUUUAAAGUCACUGAGCAUUUCAAGGCUGCUAAACAGGUGGAAGCAUCUGCCCAACCCCAUGAUAAGGAAAAGAAGAUAAAAAAAAAAUCUAUCCGAUAUUUAUUGAACUUCAGACACUGCCUUUGACAAGAGCAGUAUCAAACUGUUGAAACUAUUCUGCUUCUGGUCAGUUGAGGAUGAUUUCAGUUGACAGGAAUCCCAAGCUCUGAGGAAAAUGGUCUCGCGACUCAUCAUUGUUCAUUGUUCGGGGUACCUUGUCACUGAACCCAGAUCUUCCAGGGAAAAGCAGAGCUGCCCUCAGCCCUGAGUGGCCCAUCCAUCACCAGCUCCCCUUUCAGCCUAGGCUCUUUGCUGGUUGGACCUCAGAGGGGGGACAUGUAGCAAUGGCCAGGUCCCACUGCUACUAUUUGGGACUUCAUUUUGACAAAGGG
Molecule: messenger RNA, 4041 nt
Organism: Antechinus flavipes (yellow-footed antechinus)
Lineage: Eukaryota; Metazoa; Chordata; Mammalia; Dasyuromorphia; Dasyuridae
Gene: GABBR2
Product: gamma-aminobutyric acid type B receptor subunit 2
Exons: 19
Coding region: 424-3267 (947 amino acids)
Biological process (GO): gamma-aminobutyric acid signaling pathway; G protein-coupled receptor signaling pathway
Cellular component (GO): G protein-coupled receptor heterodimeric complex; membrane
Molecular function (GO): G protein-coupled GABA receptor activity
Source: RefSeq, a predicted model, not a curated record